CCUAACCUUGUACCUCGUACCCCCUUCGCGAACCAGCAAUUGCCGGAAUUCGCUCGGCCAUGCAUACCCCGCAGGAAUUGCGUGACGGCGCAUCGAGUCAUCGUAAAAAGGAUGGUGAUUAUAUAUGCCAGAGCGAACGGUGCCCACUCGCAGAUCGAAGUUCUCUCAAGAAGGAAGAAACCCAAUCUAUAUUCCUCCAUUCUAAACCACCAUCAUGGCACCAUCCAUUACUGAGACCCCGACCCUUUCUCUCCGGGCAAAGCCGGUGUCCGCGCUGAAGACCGAUUCGGGCUUUAACAAAGAGAACUCAAUCGGAUAUGCAGAGGUCUAUAAGCAUGACGACGAAGUCCAGGGUACAGAGAAGCAGCCGCCCGCAUCAUUCCCAAAAUACCUCCCCGUCUGGGACAACGAGACAGAAAGAUACCCUCCUCUGCAACCAUUCGAGCACUAUGACCACGGCAAGGAUGCGGACCUCUCUUUCUCUGACCUCUUGCCAAAGGACAAAGCGCAAGUGGAUGACCUCACUCCCACCAUUGGCAGUGAAGUCCGUGGUGUCCAGCUGAGCCAGCUGACGAAGGAAGGCAAGGAUCAACUGGCUCGAUUCGUCGCCCAAAGAAAGGUCGUCGCCUUCCGUGACCAGGACUUUGCGCAUCUUCCUAUCGAUGAAGCCCUCGAAUGGGGUGGCUACUUUGGCCGACACCACAUCCAUCAGACAUCUGGAGCCCCCAAGGGCUAUCCGGAGAUUCAUCUCGUUCACCGCGGAGCUGAUGACACGAGUGGUGCCGACUUCCUGGCUACACACACCAACUCUAUCACCUGGCACUCCGAUGUAACAUUCGAAAAGCAGCCCCCUGGCACCACCUUCCUGUAUCUCCUGGAUGGACCAUCAACUGGAGGAGACACCUUGUUCGCGGAUAUGGCACAGGCAUACCGACGCCUCUCGCCUGAAUUUCGAAAGAGGCUGCACGGGUUGAAAGCGGUUCACUCCGGUAUUGAGCAGGUCAACAACAGCCUCAACAAGGGCGGUAUUGCACGACGAGACCCGAUCACAUCUGAGCAUCCCAUUGUCCGGACUCAUCCAGUUACUGGAGAGAAAGCACUGUUUGUCAAUCCACAGUUCACUCGCUACAUUGUCGGAUACAAGAAGGAGGAGUCAGAGUUCCUGCUGAAGUUCCUCUACGACCACAUUGCGCUGUCUGCAGAUAUUCAGACACGGGUCCGCUGGCGUCCUGGCACUGUUGUUGUUUGGGAUAACCGUGUGGCGGCGCACAGUGCACUGUUCGACUGGGCGGAUGGUCAGAGACGACACCUCGCGAGAAUUACGCCACAGGCUGAAGCUCCUUACGAGACUCCUUUUGAAGGAUAGAAGAUGUCAGACAAUGAACAGCGAUACAUAUGGCCACAAGACCAGGCUACCAUUUUCUCGAUAGAUAUAGUUAGCGGCAUCAUGAACAGACAGGACGAAUGUGACUUCUUUUGAAUGAUACAUCAUACA
Messenger RNA from Aspergillus brunneoviolaceus CBS 621.78, 1495 nucleotides. Its product is annotated as TauD/TfdA dioxygenase family protein. Lineage: Eukaryota; Fungi; Ascomycota; Eurotiomycetes; Eurotiales; Aspergillaceae. Gene Ontology annotation, cellular component: cytoplasm. The record is from RefSeq and is a predicted model, not a curated record. The transcript is spliced from 6 exons. The coding region runs from base 215 to 1366 and encodes 383 amino acids. Gene Ontology annotation, molecular function: 2-oxoglutarate-dependent dioxygenase activity.